GAGGCGAGAGGGACGUCAUCUAUCCCUCGCCAUUUUCCGUCAAGCUCAACUCAAUCAAGUUAGCUUCUGUCAGUCGCUGUGUUUGUGUAUAGUGUCGUGAAAAAUUAUCUGUGUCGAUGAAUCUCAAUGGGAAAUCGUGCUGAUUACGACUCCAAACGAUGGGUCGAUUGUUGUGUUUGUGGCUUUGAUGCAUCUUUCGGUCAGUGAUAAUGGCCAAGUGAUUGGUAAAGUGGAGUGUUUUGUGUCGUAUGCUGGGCUCUCACGGGUACAGUGAGAUCCUUUCUCUGGAUAAAUCGUCCCCAAGACGACGUCAGAACACAGAACAGAAAGGUGACACACCAUGUCGUCGAAAAACGUACCAGGAGACAAGAUAAAUCUUCGGUUAAUUCUGGUGUCGGGCAAGACGAAGGAGUUCGUGUUCAGUCCCGUGGACUCAGCAGGCGAUAUCGCGAUACAUGUUUACGACAACUGGCCUGAAGCGGACUGGGCGACGGAAUGCGUAUCGCGCGCCGAAAUCCUGCGACUGAUAUACCAGGGCCGGUUUCUGCACAGCUCGGUCACCCUGGGCGCAUUGGGGCUGCCCCUGGGCCGCACUACGGUCAUGCAUUUGGUGCCCCGCGAACAUCUGCCGGAGCCCAACUCACACGAUCAACGGCAGAAAAGUAAAGGUGGCUCCAGUAGUUGUUGUUCAGCGUCGUGCUGCAUAUUGUAAUGGCUUCCUGUGUGAGGGAGACGCACUUACACGAGCGGCAGUGGGCGCGAGUGGGACAGCCGACAGCUUUGCCGGGAGACGGACUCCAAUGUGUUCAGUGUAGCCACGAUACCGAGUCGCCCACUACAACCCUUGUGAUGUUUUUAAAUGAACUAACUACAAAUAAUAAAGUUUGCGUAGCUCACUGAUAUCUUUUAUUGUCAAUUUUUGUAGUAUUAAACAAUGAUGCACAAUGUAAACGAGACUAUAAAAGAUGGCGCACAUCGAUAGCUUCGUUUGAAAACGUCGCAAGUGAGUCGUGGUCGCUCACGUUUGGACAACAUUACGGAUAGCUUUAUAAAACGAUACUGUAUAUCUCACCGCGUAAAUUAUAGCUCGUUUUAUAGAUAUCAUGCUGCCCAAAUACGUUAACGUUAGUAGAUAAUAUGGAAUAAGGUUCGUCGGUAUAAGUAAGCCUAUGAUUUGAAUAGUUCCUGGACGUAAUAGGUAUUUGGCUUCACAUCAAUAUUUUACUUUAUCCCGGCUAGCCACGUUAAUUUACAAAUGUUAGUAUUAUUAUUUAGGCCAUCAUUAUAUAAAUUUAUAUUACAUUAUGGAGAUAUUUAUCUAAAAAUGACAAAUUAUUUAGUGAAACAAACGAAGUGUGUAAAUUACCCUGUUUUGCAUUGUAAAUAGUAUAAUUGGAUUAGGAGACGUUUUUGAUUACUUUUUGUGAUAAGUUCUUGCAAUAUAUUUGGAUUUGUUUUUAAAUGUUUUAUUCUAAAUGAUGCUAUUUACUGCGCUAGAUGUAGCUUGUAUCGGAGCGUGGUGCCGGGUUCGGUGCUCGCGCCAUGCAUAAUGUUUACUCGGAGAAACAAUAUGUAUGUAUAGUACACGACACGGCGACUGGUACACUCGACAGUGGUAAAUUUUAGUAAUAAAGCACUAGAGUAAAUUUGGAAAAUUUAAAUAUUAUGUCUCGCUUAUGAAGUCUGUACAUCUCCAUUACGAUAGCAGCACGUGUUGGCACGGUCCUCAUGUCUUAGCGUUACCACAGUCUGAUUCCUUUUGUAAAUAUCGAUUAGUGCUUUUUAUAUUUUUAUUUUACAUCACAGAUCUAUCUUCUUACUUUAAUCUCUAUUUGGCCUCUUAUGUACCUAGUUAUAAAAUUAUUUCGUUAUGAAUUGGCUUAAGGAUUGAGUUGAUAUUCAAUAUUGUUCCAGCUUAGUCUUAAUUUUUGUUAUAAGCUUAAAAUAUCUUGGAGUUAUUUUAAACUUGUGUUCAUUUGGACUCUCCAUACCGUAAUAAAAUGCGAAGUGUUUUGUGAUAGUACAAAUAAAAUUAUUAACACGUUCAGACACAUUUGAAGGAAACUUAGUACUCAGUGAUAUCAUAGACUUGAACAGUAUUAAAGAGAAACAAAAAUACAUUGACAGCACUAAGUUGACAUGUUGCUACAUUUAUUCCGAUAACUGAACUGAUUGACGACUGAAUGGUUCUUGCCAAUCGAUGAACUUCGAGCUAACGUGUUGACCAAGUGUCCGGGAAUGAGUGCAGCAAUAUGAGUCGUUUCGAUAAAUAUUCAAUGCCAGUAUGAAUGAUUAUAUUUUGGUUGCUCUGUUUAGCUACUGUAUGUAUGUAUUUUGUUAUUAAGUUGUAUAAAAUACCUAGUUUAUAAAUAAAAUAAAUACAAUUUUAA
Messenger RNA from Helicoverpa zea (corn earworm), 2390 nucleotides. RefSeq names its product ubiquitin-like protein 3 (gene UBL3). NCBI's taxonomy places the organism in Eukaryota, Metazoa, Arthropoda, Insecta, Lepidoptera, Noctuidae. Bases 341 to 712 code for a protein of 123 amino acids. The transcript is spliced from 4 exons. The record is from RefSeq and is a predicted model, not a curated record.